GUUUAUGUUAUAAAAUAACAUAACUAUGAAAUAUAAUGCGCGUGUAAAUAUUAUGUUUUAUCAAUAAUAUGUUUAUAAGUGCUGUUGUUUUUUUUUUUUUGUGAAUUUUUAAAAAGAAGAAGAAGUGUAAAGCAUAAUAAUUCAAAUUUGUGUUUAAUGCGCAUAUUUGCAUUUUAAUAAUAAUAUAAUUUAAAAAACUUAAACUUUGUAUGGUUUUACAAAAAAAAAAAAAAAAUGAAUUAUAAUAAAUAAAUAAUAUUAUAAAUUGUAUCAUAUUUAAUUUAAAACUUCGUAAAUAAGAAAUGAAAUUAUGGAUACUGGCAGCGAAGACGAUGAAAAUAUAAUGUUUGAUUUAAAUAAGAAAUCAUCUCUUUUAUUACCAACAAUUAAUGAUAAAAAUUUUACAAAUAAUGCCGACUUUAGGGAUAGUUUUCUUCGUCUCACAUCAAUGGUGAGACGUGUGUAUUUUAGUUAUCUGUACAAAUCAUUAUUAAGUAAUUAUGCUAUUUCAUGUACAGCAAAAGAUGUCGAUGAUUUUGAUUAUAGAGUUAAAAAUUGUGCUAGUCAAAUGGAACUUUUUGCAGUUCGAAACGCUUUGGAAACUUCAUUAUAUCGAAAAGCAAUGAUAAAAUUGAUCUCAGAAGUAAAGGAACAUACAAAUGAGCAGAAAGUUUACAAAACUUUAAUGUCAUUUUUAAUAACAACGCCUGAAAAAUCAGAUGUUGCUAUUCAAACAGAUGAAAUAAUAACAACAACAACAACAACAACAAUGACAUUAAAAAAUGAAAAUUUAAAUACAGAAGAAAAAAAUGAUAUUUCCACUACAGAAGGGGAAAAUAAUUCAAAUGAUCAUCAGGAUAUUACGAUAAAAAUUGAAUCGUCCAAUGAUAUUAAUUCCGAAAUCGAAACUCAAGAACAUUCUAUAAACGAAGCUAUUGAUUCAAAAAUUGAAUUAAAUAAUAUUGAAUGUCAAAAAUCAAAUUUAAAAAUUGAUAACGAAACUCUCCAAUUAAAUGGAAAUCCAAUUAUAAAUAAAAAUUCCACUAUUAUUGCAAAUGAAUCAAUUAAUGCAAAAGCUGAAGAUUCACAAGAUUCACUUUUUCAAACAAUGGAAGAUAUGUUUUGUGAAAGUGACGAUAGUAGUGAUCUCACAACACUUAUUGAAAAACAUUCAACAACUAAUCAAUUUGAUAAUUCAUUAUCACAAUUAAAUUUAAAUUGCACAAAAAAUGAUGAGAAAAAAUUAUUAAAAUUACAAGAAUUUAAAAGAAAAAGAAGUGCCGAGAGAAAUUUUUUAAAAGCAAAAAAACGUAAUACAAGAAUAUCACCAAUUGGAUUUAAUGAUUUAAAAAGUUCAAAAUAUCGUAAAAAAGUCAAUGAAAUAUGGCUCGUCGAAAGAGUUCAUCAAUCGUCAAAAUUAAAAUCAACAAUGUUAGAAAUAUCAUUGAUAAAUUAUCGUAAAUAUGGACGUAUAAAGGAGAAAUUUAUUGCAUUAUUUGGUGAAUCAGACGAUGAUGAUACACAGCCAGAGUCGCCAAUUUGUAUUGAAGAACAUUUACAAGCUUGUAAAGAAAGAAUUGCACCUUGGAUUGUUAAACAUUUAACGCCAUUUUAUAAUCAAAAAAGAAUAUCUAGCCGUGAAUUAUUUAAAACAAUUUGUAGACAUGUCACUGAUAUGCUCAUUAUUAGUAAUACUUUUCCAGAUGAAGCCGCUGUUGAACAUUAUAUGAAAGAUUUUUUUAAAAAUAGAAAAAGUAUUAAUACUGAGGCUGACAUAUAUCUAUAGCGUACUCAAAUGUUAUUUACAUUCAUAUUUAUAUAAAUAGUCAUUAAAUUUAGAAAUUAAACAUUAAAAAAAAACUCGGUAAUUUUUUUUUUUUAAGUUUUAUUUAUUCUCUGUAUAUGAAAAAAUAAAGAAAUUUUUUUUAAAAAAA
Molecule: messenger RNA, 1934 nt
Organism: Leptopilina boulardi
Lineage: Eukaryota; Metazoa; Arthropoda; Insecta; Hymenoptera; Figitidae
Exons: 4
Coding region: 311-1786 (491 amino acids)
Source: RefSeq, a predicted model, not a curated record